Messenger RNA from Aspergillus alliaceus, 490 nucleotides. RefSeq lists its product as uncharacterized. The record is from RefSeq and is a predicted model, not a curated record. NCBI's taxonomy places the organism in Eukaryota, Fungi, Ascomycota, Eurotiomycetes, Eurotiales, Aspergillaceae. The coding region runs from base 113 to 379 and encodes 88 amino acids. The transcript is spliced from 2 exons.
AAAGAAUACGCAAUUUCAGUUGGCGGCUUCUUGAUUGCAAAUGUCUUCCUGAUCAACCGUAGACAUUCUUCCACAAUUUACAUUCGGCCUACCAGCAUAUCUCCAGCACACUAUGGACGAUACCAAACCUAGGAAAGUCAAAUACAGCUGGAUGGAGAUAAUGCUCCUAUGGGCAAUGGACCUGUACCUUCUGAUGUAUACCAACUCAUUGCGAUUUAUUAUUGUCCAAUUCCUUCUCACUCUCACACCCACACUAUGGGCCCCACGGGAGUGGGUCGCUACCUUAAGCGCUAGCAUAAGUGAGCAACCAGUAUAUAUAGAUGACGAGACGAUGAAGGCAUGGUCUCGUUUGGAUUCCAAUGGUCGGUGCAAAACAUGAGCGGAGAAAAAAGAAGCCAUCUUGGAUCCAGCUGCUAGUGCUUCAGGAUGGUACGGUCCAGGAGCCUAUCUCGCUUGGCUGAUAACCGCCUAUGUCACAGCUCUUUCGACU